Molecule: messenger RNA, 1931 nt
Organism: Panonychus citri (citrus red mite)
Lineage: Eukaryota; Metazoa; Arthropoda; Arachnida; Trombidiformes; Tetranychidae
Gene: SerRS
Product: probable serine--tRNA ligase, cytoplasmic
Biological process (GO): seryl-tRNA aminoacylation
Cellular component (GO): cytosol
Molecular function (GO): serine-tRNA ligase activity; tRNA binding; ATP binding
Source: RefSeq, a predicted model, not a curated record
GAAACUGAGUCUGAGUUCAAUUGGUUUUUAACCAGAUUUUUAUUUAUUAAUCUUUUGACUUUUAUACAAAGUAGUUUAUUUAAUUAAAUUGGUUUUCUUUUAAUUUUACUCAACACAUUUAAGAUAAAAUGGUUCUUGAUUUGGAUCUGUUCCGUGAAGAUAAAGGAGGUGACCCUGAAAGAGUCCGUGCCAAUGCUCGUGCAAGAUUUGCAGACGUGUCCGCUAUAGACUCGGUUAUAUCCAUAGAUAGUCAAUGGAGGAAAACUCGUCACACCCUUGACCGGUUAAAUAAAGCUAAGAAUACAAUUUCUAAAGAAUAUGGUAAUGUGAUUAAAAAGUUAAAAGCUUCUGGUACUCCGGUUAAUGAGAGUGAAGAAAAAUCAACCGUUGAUGAGGAACCUCUUGACUUAACUAGCCUAUUGGAUAAGAUAAAUGAACUUGGUGGAGGUAAUGAUGAAUCUUUGGGUAAAUUGAUUUAUCGAUCAGAGGUUGAGAAGCAAAUAAUCAAGGUUAAUGAGGAACUCGAUUCUUAUGAAAAUGAAAGGAAUGAAGUUCUUAGAGAGAUUGGUAAUCUUCUUCAUCCGGAAGUUUUCAUCUCUGAUAAUGAAGAUGAGAAUCAAGUAAUAAGAACCUGGGGUAAUGUUGAACUUGGUAAAAAAGCAGAAUUAGAAGCAAAUGUCGUUGGUGGUGAAGGUGAUUCUCCCAGUGGAUCAACACUACAAUACCUCAGCCAUAUGGAUUUAAUCACCAUGAUUAAUGGCAUGGAUGCUGAGAGAGGCUCAGCUAUCGCUGGAUCUCGUAGUUAUUUCCUAACUGGACCUGCCUUCUGGUUACAUCGUGCCCUCAUAGAUUAUGCUUUACAUUUUAUCUCUGAAAAAGAUUUCAAUCCUAUUUAUACUCCAUUUUGGAUGAAAAAAUCACUCAUGGGACAAGUUGCUCAAUUGAGCCAAUUCGAUGAAGAAUUGUAUAAAGUUAUUUCCUCCAAAGGAGCCUCAUCUGAAGACAGUGAAGAUAAAUACCUGAUCGCCACAUCAGAACAACCAAUAGCUGCUCUUCAUCGUGGUGAAUGGCUUAAUCCAUCAGUGUUACCUCUUCGCUAUGCCGGCUUUUCUACGUGUUUCCGACAAGAAGUUGGCUCUCAUGGUAGAGACACCAGGGGAAUCUUCCGUGUCCAUCAAUUUGAGAAAAUUGAACAAUUUGUCAUCUCAGCACCUUCAAAAUCUUGGUCAUAUUUCCAUGAAAUGAUCUCCAAUGCUGAACAAUUCUAUCAAUCACUCGGCAUUCCUUACAGAGUGGUCAGCAUUGUCUCUGGUGCUCUUAACAAUGCAGCCGCCAUGAAAUAUGACCUGGAAGCUUGGUUUCCAGGCUCAGCUGCUUUUAGAGAACUUGUUUCUGUCUCUAAUUGUACCGAUUAUCAGUCACGACGUCUUCAAAUCAGGUAUGGUCAAACAAAAAAGAUGACCGGUCAAGUUGAGUAUGUACACAUGUUGAAUGGCACCUUGUGCGCUGUCACUCGAGUUAUUUGCGCUCUUCUUGAAGUCCAUCAAACCGCCGAGGGAAUCAAUGUUCCCGAACCUCUUAGACCUUUUAUGCCUACCAAAUUCAAGGAAUUUAUACCUUUUGUAACUCCAGUUAAAGAUCCAGCAGCUACUGUUAAAGAAUAGAAAAGAAAAUAUAUUAAAAUGGAAACAAUAAUUACAAAUAAAAUCCCAAUUCUGUGUUUAGAAACAAUUAACUCUAAAAAGUAACAUCAUGGAUAAAAGAGAAAAAAAGAGAAAAAUUGAAUCAAAAUCUUUAAUCAACCAAUAAAUCAAUCUGACGACUUACUCAUCAUCAUCAUGACACUUUAAAUCAAAAAGAAAAAGAAAAUUUCAAUCCAAACAAUUAACUAAAUAAAUGAUUCCAAAUAAACAAUCUACAUUUAAAGAUUA